AUGACCCAAUCCAGACCCCAAAUCACCGUCGGCGUCCUCGCGCUCCAAGGCGCCUUCAGCGAGCACCUCCAGCUCCUCCAGCAAGCCGCCGCCGCACUAGCGGCAAACCGCGUCGCCGGCCCAGCAUGGCGCUUCACCGAGGUGCGCACGCCGGCCGAGCUGGACCGGUGCGACGCCCUGAUCAUACCGGGCGGUGAGAGCACGACCAUGUCGCUCGUGGCGUCGCGCUCCGGGAUGCUGGAGCCUUUGCGCGAUUUCGUCAAGGCACAUAGAAAACCCACCUGGGGCACCUGCGCAGGUCUGAUCCUCCUCGCCGAGUCCGCGAACAAGACCAAGAAGGGCGGGCAGGAGCUCAUCGGCGGGCUCGACGUGCGGGUCGAGCGGAAUCAUUUUGGCAGGCAGGUCGAGAGCUUCACGGCGGAGCUGGACCUGCCGUUCCUGGCUGCGACAGAGGCCGUGGAGACGAAGACGGAUAAGCGGCCGUUCAGAAGCGUGUUUAUCCGCGCGCCGGUCGUCGAGAAGAUACUGCCGCAUACGGCGGGGAUGCAGGUAGUGGAAGCGGCGAAGGACGGGACGAUCGUCGCGCCGUCGCGGAUGCCGACGGAUGAGGUUGCGCGGAGGGAGUUUGAUAAGGAGGUUGAGAUUAUGGCGAGGUUGCCGGGACGGGCGAAGGCGUGGUCGAAAUUUAGUGAUGCUACUGCGCGGGAGAUUGGAGAGGAGGGGGAUAUUAUUGCGGUAAGACAGGGGAACGUCUUCGGGACGAGCUUCCAUCCGGAGCUGACGGGAGAUGAGAGGAUCCAUGUCUGGUGGUUGGAACAGGUUUUGGCUGCCAUCAGCCGCAGAGAAGAAUUGCUACAGUGA
Coniosporium apollinis CBS 100218 is the source of this 861-nucleotide messenger RNA. RefSeq names its product glutamine amidotransferase. The record is from RefSeq and is a predicted model, not a curated record. Gene Ontology annotation, cellular component: glutaminase complex; cytosol. The coding region runs from base 1 to 861 and encodes 286 amino acids. Lineage: Eukaryota; Fungi; Ascomycota; Dothideomycetes. The transcript has 2 exons. Gene Ontology annotation, biological process: pyridoxine metabolic process; pyridoxal 5'-phosphate biosynthetic process. Gene Ontology annotation, molecular function: glutaminase activity.